AUACCAUGCCUUUUUGGACCUCAUGAGUCAAAAUCCGGCCUUGUUCCUGGUACCCACCUUGGAUCUUGCAUGGCACACACACCAAUUAAAGGGUGAUCAAUACAGACUUGACACUCAAACCUACCUCCAGCGCACUCCCAAUCAUGAUGAUAACGUAGAGGCGACUUCACUCUCGAUUGCAUAUGACAUCACAGCCAAAGCGUGGAAGGACCGUUUCGGCGUACCGUAUUCAGUCUGCGGCUGUAUUCCCGAUCGUGUGCCAGGAAAUCGUCUCAGUCGAUUUAUCUCAGGACUAUCGAUCUUUGACCAUAAGCGUGAAAAGUCAGAUAACAGUAUCGAGGACACCUUAGUUAAUACGCGUCCCGAUUUGGUCACAACUGAAGAUCAUGAGGCCGACACAUCUCACCCCUCCGAGCACAAUGUGUACUUUGGUGACCCAAAUAAUGAAAAAACCAAAUCGAGGAAUACAAAACGGGAGAGAAAGUCUAUUAGGUGUGUUGCAAACGUAAAGAAAUCAGGUGACAGGGACCAGUGGAGAGCUCUGCAAGCCGAAAGAGCGGAAAAGACUCAGCUCGCAUUGUUGGAUGACAAUGAUGGAAAUAAGAGGCAUAAAGAGGCAUUCACAGAUACUCGCCAUGGGUAUGAUCAUUAUUACGCCUAUUGGGGAGUGUCUGCUGCUAUUCCGCUCGGCUUGCCCACCGUGCGACUUGUGAACACUGGAGCCUAUGCUAAGUUUGGCAAUCUCUUUUUUGGGGAAAUUCGAUAG
This is a messenger RNA of Acaulospora colombiana, 766 nucleotides long. The record is from the annotation of a GenBank genome assembly. NCBI's taxonomy places the organism in Eukaryota, Fungi, Glomeromycota, Glomeromycetes, Diversisporales, Acaulosporaceae.